Molecule: messenger RNA, 1008 nt
Organism: Budorcas taxicolor (takin)
Lineage: Eukaryota; Metazoa; Chordata; Mammalia; Artiodactyla; Bovidae
Gene: CHP1
Product: calcineurin like EF-hand protein 1
Exons: 7
Coding region: 225-812 (195 amino acids)
Molecular function (GO): calcium ion binding
Source: RefSeq, a predicted model, not a curated record
AACGUCGACGUCGGCUCCAGCGCUGAGCGCAGCCUCACUCCCAAUUGGCUGGGCCUCCGGCCUGCCCAUCGCCGCGCACCACCCCUGGGUUCCCUUCGCAGUCCGCAGUAGAAACACUGCCCUCUCCCUUCUUUGACCCCGGCCCUUCUUCCCCUUCGUCCCUCCCUCUUACCGCCUCUGUCGCUUCAGGCGCCCCUGCUCGCAGCGGAGCUCCCGACUUGGUGAUGGGGUCCCGGGCCUCCACGUUACUGCGGGACGAAGAGCUCGAGGAGAUCAAGAAGGAAACUGGCUUUUCCCACAGUCAGAUCACCCGCCUCUACAGCCGGUUCACCAGCCUGGACAAAGGAGAGAAUGGGACUCUCAGCCGGGAAGACUUUCAGCGGAUUCCAGAACUUGCCAUCAACCCACUGGGGGACCGGAUCAUCAACGCCUUCUUUCCAGAGGGAGAGGACCAGGUGAACUUCCGAGGAUUCAUGAGAACCUUGGCUCAUUUCCGACCCAUUGAGGAUAAUGAAAAGAGCAAAGAUGUGAACGGACCAGAACCACUCAACAGCCGAAGCAACAAACUGCACUUUGCUUUUCGACUGUAUGACUUGGAUAAAGAUGACAAGAUCUCCCGUGAUGAGCUGUUACAGGUGCUACGCAUGAUGGUCGGAGUGAAUAUCUCAGAUGAGCAGCUGGGCAGCAUUGCAGACAGGACCAUCCAGGAGGCUGAUCAGGAUGGGGAUAGCGCCAUCUCUUUCACAGAAUUUGUUAAGGUUUUGGAGAAGGUGGACGUAGAACAGAAAAUGAGCAUCCGAUUUCUUCACUAAAGGACUGAGACCAAACUAUUCCUUGCUUUCUAGUAUUUAAGAACUGGAACUUGAAACCCCUCCUAUCCACCAGCCCCACCUCCACUCCAUCAUUCCCCUUCUCCCAAAGUACUACUGCUGUUGCAUGACAACCCCAAAUAUGUUCUGUCAACGCAAACCUGCCUUUGGUGUAUAAAUAGGGCAUUACAGAAUGGUA